GAGGGAAUAUGAAUACUAUAGGUCUAGACCUAACUGCACUAAAGGAAAGUGAACCAUAUGGUCCAUACUUCAAUCUUUCAUAUCUCAAUUUUAGCCAUUUAACUGCAAAAUAAAAAUGGUAAUCAUUAAUAAAAUAAUCAUCUGAUAUUAAAUCUGAAGUGAAAAAAAGUAUGGAACUCGAACAUGAAAGAAGGUUUUUAAUUAAAUAUAUUAAAUGCUAACCCCCUUUUUUUUUUAUCUUAUAAAUUUAUAAUGUCUAAAUAAAUAUAUUAGUAUUUACCAAAUAAACGUUUGAAAAGGAGCAAUAAGUAGUUGCAACGGAAAGAUGCGGCGAUACGACGCCGUGUAUGAAAAUUCUAGUGGAAUUACAAAAGUAUCCCUCUAUCAUGAUUUAUUUUCUGGUUUGAGUUUCUCCUCCGACUCGGGUACGACUCUUCGCCCUCUCUUCUGCGACAAAAUUGAAUUUUGGCAUAACUUUUAUUCCUUUUUUUUUAAAAAAAAAAUCAAAAAAAAGGGGAAAAACUAUAAGUAAAAUCUCCGAAUUAAGGAAAAACCAAAAAGAAUUUUCUCCAUCCUAUUUGAUUUUCCUUUUCGGAACCAGUGGAGAUUUCUAGGGUUUUAUUUCAUGUACUGCGAAGCUUUAAUGUCUUAUGAAUGGAGAUUGCCUAUUGCCUCUCCAUCGCUCUCCAAUCCCAUCAGCAGUUGAUCAUAGCCACAAUCAUCACUCUCCUUUCCCUCCUCGCCGUCCGAUCAUUCUUCAAGAGGCCCCACAAAUCCAACGCCCUCGGUCCCGCCACGUCGACCGGUAAAAAGGAGCCUGAAGAAGCCACAUCCUCGUCCCCCUGCAACUGUUCUUGCUCCUGCAACGGAACUUCCCAUUCCGGGGCGUUCCUGAACGGCGGUAGUGCUGGUCCGGCGCAGGAGGGUAUGGUGACGGCGGAUGUUUCCAAGGUAGCGGCGGAGAGACAGAGCGGGGCGUCGAUGAUGGAGCAGUUGGUGCCGGAGAUUACGACGCACGCGCUCAGUUACUUGGAUUAUCCGAGCCUUUGCAGGCUUUCUAUGACUAAUUCGCUGAUGAGAAAGGCUGCCAAUGAUGAUAAUGCAUGGAAAGCGCUUUAUCACAAGGAUUUUACUUUGGAGCAAGAUAGUGUAACACCAGUUAAUGGGUGGAAGGCAUAUUAUGCAGCUACAAGAGCCAUAAUGAAUGUUAAUGCAGAAUUCUUUAGCAUCAUCAGAGAUAGGUCACUUCCAGCAAUGAGUCGUUUUUGGCUGAAUGCGGAUUAUGUAAAGUGUGUUCAUGCGUCUGGAGAACUCUUUUCAGGGUAUAAUGCUGUAAUACAAAGUUGGCAGCUUGCUUUUAAUUGGGAGCAGGGGGUUGAUUUUCAGGUUAUAGAUGUUCGAGCCCGGGUACUGACAGACAUGGCCUGGGUUACCAUGAAAACCUAUGUGGACAUGGAUAAUGGGGCAUUUAACAUGACUAACGUCUUUGAGUUCCAUAAUGGACGGUGGUACCUAGUGCAUCAUCACAGCUCAGUGAUGCUCGCGGAUGGGGACGUGGAACAACAGAUUGUUCAUGGAUAACAGAAGAUGAAGAGUUAAAUACAAAUUGAUAAUUUUUAGUACUAGCUUCGAAACAUAGUACUAGUGUUUGUUAGCAAAAGCAAGUUGCUUGAAAUUUCUCUGGAAUUUCUUUCAAAGAUACUUCUUUUCCGGCUUUGCCACCUCA
Molecule: messenger RNA, 1726 nt
Organism: Theobroma umbraticum
Lineage: Eukaryota; Viridiplantae; Streptophyta; Magnoliopsida; Malvales; Malvaceae
Product: F-box protein SKIP8-like
Molecular function (GO): protein binding
Source: RefSeq, a predicted model, not a curated record